Molecule: messenger RNA, 2903 nt
Organism: Podarcis muralis (Common wall lizard)
Lineage: Eukaryota; Metazoa; Chordata; Lepidosauria; Squamata; Lacertidae
Source: RefSeq, a predicted model, not a curated record
AUCAGGUAUUGGCGAGCUUCCUGUCACCUGGGCGAGGGAGGCAACGCCGGCGCGGCGAGCAGGAGCAGGAGUCGCGAUCAGCUUACAGCGGGGAACUCGGAUGAGCUCCUUCACACAGGCACCAAGGGCGAGGGAGGAUCCUCCACGCCCCUUCACCCAUUGUCAGGGCCACCUCGGCAGUUUCCGCUUGCGCUUCGGCUCCUUUCGGCCGGCCACCCUCCGCCCUGUGGGAGAAAGACGGGGAGCUUCGGCAGCGCCGCCGCCGAGCCUUCCGGGACUCGCUCGAGAGUUCAGUGCACUCACCUGGGAGAAGCGGCGAUCUCCGGCUCCGCCGCCGGCUCCUUCCUGGAAAGAAGCAUCAACCACCUGAUUGAACUCCUCGCGGAGUGUGUGUGUUUGGCCGCGCGCGGUGUAUCCUGCUCACCCCCCGCCGGCGCCUCCUCUCGUCAGCCGCCAGCCAGCCCACCGGCUUCUGGAAGCUUGUCCGCGCCCGGGAGCGAAGUUAAAGGGGGCGCGAAGUUUCCCGCAACUUUCUCUCACCCCCCACCCCGCGCCGGGAAUAUGGCCACCGGGGGCUACCGGGCCGGCGGCGUCACCACCACCACCACAGACUUCCUGGAGGAGUGGAAAGCCAAGCGGGAGAAGAUGCGGGCGAAGCAGGCGCCGACAACGACGGCCGCGGCCUCAGGGGACUGCAAAGCCCCCGGGGCCGCCGCCGCCGCCAACAACACUACUACUACUACAACAACAACUACUACUACUGCUGCUGCUGCUAACGCCGCCGCCACCGCCGAGGUCAACAACAACGGCAGCGGCGCCGGCACGAACUGCGUCCCUGUGGGCAGGAGCGCGCCCAAGGAGCCCCCGCCGAGCACCCCGGCGGCCGGAGCCCGAGCAGGAGUGGCGGAGCCGCCGCCGCCGGGGCCCAAAGGCGUCGUGGCGCCGGGCUCCCCUGAGGAGGAGAAAGUGGCGGCCAAGGGCAAGGGCUCGUCCGGCCCCAGCGCCCGGAAAGGGAAAGGGCAGAUCGAGAAGAGGAAGCUGAGGGAGAAGAGGCGCUCGACAGGUGUGGUGAACAUCCCCACCGCUGAGAGCUUGGACGAAUAUGAUGAUGAUGAAGCAGGACAAAAGGAGCGUAAAAGGGAAGAUGCAAUCACACAACAGAACACAGCGCAGAAUGAAUCAGCCAGUGCAGACCCAAGUGCCUCAUACAUAUUACAGGACACCUCUAGGACAAUUUCAAACAGAUACAAAAGCACAACAAACACACCAGAUGAUGUUUCUAGUAGAUAUUCACGAGCAGCAGACAGAACAGGAUAUAACAGAUAUAGCAGGGAUGCAAAUUCUUCUGGAAACAUUUUACCAAAUAAUUCUUUGGAAAAGAAGGUUGAAGAUCUCGAAAAGGAGCUAGCAAAGGAGAGACAAGAAAACAUCAGGCUUGUGAGGAUAACACAAGACAAAGAGGAGUUAAUUGGGAAACUGAAGGAGGAAAUUGAUUUAUUAAACAGGGACCUAGAUGAUAUAGAAGAUGAAAACGAGCAAUUAAAGCAGGAAAAUAAGACACUCUUAAAAGUUGUUGGACAGCUGACAAGGUAGAAGUUGAAAGACUCAACAAGGAAUGAAAUACGAAAACUACUGAUUGAAUGUUUCAAGAUCAAGGCUACAAUAUGUCUUUGCUGCAAUGUGUCAGAACAACUGUCUUUCUAUUUAUUAUUAUUGAGGGGAGUAGAAUGAAUGUUUUGCAUAAUACUCUUCCUUCAAUGAAAUAGAUUCAGAUUUUGUGUGUACUUCUACACUCACUCCCUUGCAUUUCCCAAGUUAAUUAAUCCAAACACAGACAUCUCAAAUGUCAUGUUCUUGAUUGUUCUGUAUGUCUUUAUUUUGAAUGUGUAUUAUCCAGCUUUUAAGAGCAUUUGAUUGCCAAGAUUGAAUUUUGGUCUAUACAAACAUCACUUUUUUGUCUUUUCCACUCUAAAUGAGUGGAAGUAAUUGGAGUAAACUUUGUUUACACAGAUUCAAAAUAUAUAUUUUGCUACUUGUAAAGUGUGGGUGCCUUACUACAGUACUGAUGUGAAACAUUUUACAGCUGUGUUACUUAUUCUACAAAGAAUCCUGUAUUUUGUGAUUUUAUUUUGUACUAUAUCUGAAAUACUGACAAUGGUAUAUAGUAUCUCCCAUCCCCUGUAUAGCUGCUUUGUGACAGAAAAAAAUGUUUUAUAAAUCAUCAAUCACCAAUCGUUAUCAACACUAGUAGUCUUUAGGAAAAUGUCUGUGUCGUGUAUUAUAGGUUAAUCACAAUGCUUGCGUGUCCACAGGAAAAAUUAUUCUUUUAUACAAGGGGAAAUCCACUCUUUCCAGUUAACAAACGCUAUGGCCUGAUUCAGAUACAAUGAUCAUGGUCCAUUAAACCAUAGUAUUGAACUGAGAACAAUGAGUCUUCAUUUCAUAUCCUGGUUUGCAGUCAGAGAUUCAGUGGGAAACUGGUUUAAGACACCUCCCCCCCCCAGCAUUGCAUCACAGUGCAUGAGGGAACGAAAUGUGGGAGAGUGCAGGACAACGUUUGUUCUCAGUCCAAUAAGCCAUGGUUUAUUGGAUUGAAACUGUUACGGCUGAAUCUCACCUCUAUGAGAGUGGUAUGCUAUGGUUUACAUCAAUUAUUUCUAUCAUGCAAAAUUUAAUAAAGGAUAGUGGAUCAUUUUGUAAGUUUUAUGAGCAUUGGUAUUAAAUGGAUUGUCAGGAUUAUCUGUGAUUCAUAAUGGUUUUUGAAGCUGUGAUAAAAUUUGUUAAUAUAGUACAAAAGGGAAGUUCAUGAUUUUUGGGCCCUCUAAAAGUAUUAUAGAAAAACAUCUGGAAUAACACUAAUAUUUGUUAAAAUAAAGUAUGUUGCAUGUUCUGUUACACACUAA